This is a messenger RNA of Paramuricea clavata, 971 nucleotides long. The record is from the annotation of a GenBank genome assembly. Lineage: Eukaryota; Metazoa; Cnidaria; Anthozoa; Malacalcyonacea; Plexauridae.
AGGCUGGUGGAGAUAGUACAACGGGAUAUUUUCCUGGGAAAUGGGACCAUAUAGGAACAAAACACAAGGUAUACGGUAAAACUGUUAAGGACUUAUGGCAGACAUUUGUCAGUACUGGCGGUGUUCAGGGCGAAUCAAAACCAAAAGGCAACAUGUGCAAGCUCGGCAAGGGAGAAUUGAAUUUAAUAGAGGCCAUGAAGACCCAAAACCCGUCUGUAUCGUAUAAAGUUAUAAAGGAAAACGUCCUUCUACACGGUAAUCUUCCAACAGGCACUUCAACAACAGCUAUAAGUCGGGCAGUCCGUUUAUCAAUGCUUCAAGGGAAAAUGACCUGCAAGCGGUUAAGUCAGGCUAACGAUAACAAGUUCACUGAUGAAAAUAUUGACUACUGUCAGGACUUCUUAGAUUACAUGAGUCAAGUGGACCCGUAUCGUUUGAAAUUUUUCGACAAGAGUGGUGUCGAAUUGCAGGACUGCAAUAAGCAUUACGGACACUCAGUUGUAAACACACCAUGCGUUGAAGUUGGAAAAUAUCCACACUCACGAAAUAUCACCCUAAAUUUAUUAGUAGGACUCGAAGGAAUUUUGUACGCUAAUACCAUCAAUGGUUCUGCGGAUACGUUCGAUUUUCUCAAUUUCUUUGACGAAGCGAGUAAAAACUUUCAAAGAAAUGGCAAUCCAGUGUUAACAAACGGGGAUAUAAUUGUCAUGGAUAACUGUGCGAUCCACCACAACGCUGGAGGUUUUGCCCUUGGGCAUUGGUUAGAUACAAUGGGUAUUGAUGUCGUAUACUUACCAACAUACUCUCUCGAACUUAAUCCUGUAGAACUUGUUUUUAAUAAACUAAAAAUUGUGUUGAAGAGAGAGGAAAGGCAGCCUGUUGUUCGUGUGAAUUUGCACGCUGCGUUCGAAGAAAUAACUGAGAACGAUUUAUUAGGUUUCUAUAGAUGCACUGACUAUAUUUUUGUAUGA